Messenger RNA from Paramecium pentaurelia, 729 nucleotides. Lineage: Eukaryota; Ciliophora; Oligohymenophorea; Peniculida; Parameciidae. The record is from the annotation of a GenBank genome assembly.
AUGUUUAAUAAUAGUAAUUUGUAAUUUAUUAUUACGUAAUUUCAAUUUGCCAUAAUUUAAUGGCAUAAAAAUAGUACAAAGUAAAUAGAAUUCUCUUAUUUUAUAUAACUAAAUAAUAUAAUUUCAUAUUUUUGUAAAUUUAAAUCUUAACUAUUUACCACAUUAUUCAUUUUUAUUUAUCAAAAAGUUAUUUCUUUUGAUUCAAAAAAUUAUUGGUUUUUUAAAUCAAAAAUAUUUAGAAAAGCUCAUUUUUAAGAAUCAAUUAUGAAAUCAAAUUUAUAAAUAGAUUACUAAUGUGAGUAAACAUAAAUGAAUGCUUAUGAGUUGAUUAAACUAGUAUUGAGGGAAGAAGAAGAGGAGGAACAUGAUAAGGAUGAUGAUGAAUCUUCUAAUAAAGCUAUAAUUAUAUUAAUAUUCUUAUGUAUAGGAUUAUUAAUUUCUGGGAUAAUUUUUUGCUUAUGUAAAUAUUUUUACGAGAGAAUAAAACAAAAAAGAUUAGCCUAAGUGCGUCAAUUAAAUGAAUCAUAAUAUUAAUAGUAAAAUAUUUAAUUAGAAACACUAUGUUUAUAAAAUAGAGAAUUGGAGGAUUGUCCAAUUUGUUUAAUGCCAAUACCUAGUAUUUUACUAGUAUCUACUUCUUGUAAUCAUAAAUUCCAUUAAGCAUGCUUAACUUUAUGGUUAUAAGUUUAUAAGAUAUGUCCUACUUGUAGAACAAUAAUAUCUCAAUGA